This is a messenger RNA of Pecten maximus, 2757 nucleotides long. Its product is annotated as E3 UFM1-protein ligase 1-like. Bases 9 to 2384 code for a protein of 791 amino acids. The transcript is spliced from 16 exons. Gene Ontology annotation, molecular function: UFM1 ligase activity. NCBI's taxonomy places the organism in Eukaryota, Metazoa, Mollusca, Bivalvia, Pectinida, Pectinidae. The record is from RefSeq and is a predicted model, not a curated record. Gene Ontology annotation, cellular component: endoplasmic reticulum membrane. Gene Ontology annotation, biological process: protein K69-linked ufmylation; regulation of proteasomal ubiquitin-dependent protein catabolic process; response to endoplasmic reticulum stress.
GUGUCAACAUGGCAGACUUGUGGCAAGAAGUGAAACGUCUACAAGCAGAUUUCCAGCGAGCGCAGCUAACAAGUGCAAAACAGAAACUAUCAGAAAGAAAUGUUGUUGAGAUUGUAAACAAAUUGGUGGAGUUGAAGUUAAUUGAAGUGAUAUAUACCAUCGAUGGCAAAGAAUACCUCACCCCUCAGGAGCUGGCUAAAGAAAUCAAGGAUGAAGUUAUGGUUCAUGGUGGAAGAAUUAAUUUGGUGGAACUACAGCAAAUCCUGAAUGUUGACUUCAGACAUGUGGAAAGUCAGGUCAAUGAGAUGAUCAAACAUGACCAUAAUUUGUUGACGGUCCUUGGUCAGCUUAUUUCCAGAAGUUACCUCGACAACCUAGCUGAGGAAGUAAAUGACAAACUCCAGGACCAGGGUCAUGUGACUAUAGCAGAACUGACGACCUUGUAUGACCUUCCUGCUGAUUUCCUGUCAGAGCAUAUACAUGAACGAAUGGGGAAAAUCAUUAAAGGGAAAGUGGAUACACAUGACCCAGAUGUCAUUUUCACAGAUGCCUUCAUCACAAGAAUGAAAGCUCACAUCAGGGGAGCGUUCAGUGCCAUUACAAGGCCUACUACAGUUGGUACUGUACUACACAGAUAUGGAUUUCAGGACAGACUUUUCUUCACUAUCAUGGAAGAGCUGGUUAAAACAGGACGACUGGCAGGAACUGUGAGUGGGGUCAGACAGGAAAAUGCUGCCUACAUCCCUGAUAUCUAUACAAAGACACAGAACCAAUGGGUUGAUGCAUUCUACAAACAAAAUGGCUAUUUAGAAUAUGAUUCCUUGUCUCGUCUUGGAAUCUCAGACCCAAAAGGAUUCAUCAAGAAAAGGUUCAAGUCUGAGCCUCUGACAUAUCUAAGCACCUGCUGUGCUGGAGUUGGAAUCAAGGAACAGAUUGAGGCUAGUGUAGAGGAAGCUCUCCAGGACAAUUCCUGGGUCAACAUCAUGCCCCUGCUUCCAUCCAUAUUUAGUGAGAAAGAUGCUAACCAGCUUUUGACAGAGUGUACCAAACGGUUCCAGUUGGCUGUGGUCAGCUGUGACACCAUAGUAUCAAGUCAGCAAUUUAUCACAGGCUUUGCUGAACACUUCAAGGAUAUUGUGGCUUCUAGAGCUGAAAAGGAAUCAAGAAACAAUCCCAAUGUCUUCAAACAGACUGGUGAUUCCCAGACUGGUAAAAAGUCUUCAACCAAACUGUCUGGCAUGGACGAUGGAGGAACUGGCCGUGAGGAGAGGAAAGAUCAGAGGAAGAAGAAAGCACAAAGUAGCAACAAGAGUGGAGGAGGAACACAGGGUCGGGAAGUGAAAACCAAGUCACUGAAGAAGAAAGGGGCUAGAGGACGAGGAGACACACAUGAAGAUUCUGAUGAUGAUGACACGAUGGGAGGGAAAGGGAAACAGAUAGAAUCUUCUUUUAUGUCUAUAGAGGAAAUGGAAGAUGUUUUACGAAAACAGACAGAACUACGGGACUGUCCAGACGAGUUCCUCACAGAGAUUGCUCGACACCUUCAUAGACCAUUAACAAAGCAGUUUCAUGAGCUGGCAAAGUCUAUAUUUCUCUCACAGUCUGGAUCAGGAUCUGGAGCCAGUCGUAAAAAGACACACGGAGAAUUACAGGAGAAACUGUCUGGACUUUGGACUAACUGUAAACUGUUUGAGAAAGGAAUAAUUCUUUUUCAAGAUGAGGGCCAGGCACAACUUAUUAAACACUUACUAAAGACACUCUGCAGUGACAUAGCCAAUAUGGUGAUCAACUCUUUUGCCACUGAUCACAUGGUAUCCGUACUGGAGGAAACAGAAAUAACCCCUGAUGGCCGAGCUAAAUUAAUCAGCAAAAUGCCAGAAAGUGUACAACCCCCGCUAACGAAGCUGCACGCUUCCUUAAAUGGAAAAUGUCUUGAAGACUUCUUUUCGCUCCUUGAGAAACUCUGUGGACCAGAAAAUUUAAGUAUUAUUCUCAAGAAACCAGACAAAAGGAAGGAAAGACAACUUGUGUUUAACCACCGCCAAGUAUUGCUGGAGCAGAUGAACGAGGAGUCGGAUCCUGCCAUGGCCCUCCAUUUGGCUGCUGUCCUACUCUUCCAGACCUACACACAAUGUCUGAUUCAUGCUCCUGGCAAAUCUGUGCCCCAGAUCAUUGUCUUCCUCAAAGAGCACAUGGACACAGAACAACAUAAAGUAUUGGUCACGCUUCAAGAUUUAGUGGUAAAACAUUUGAAACUGCAAGGUGAAGAUACAGAAGAAGAAAAAGCAAAAUUAACUACUGAAAUGAAAGAACUCCUCCCAAAAGUAAAGGAUAUUGCUUCUAAGACAAAGAAAACAACUGCACAGAGUGAUACAACCUCAUAAAAAAAACCCAAAAACGAGUUACUGACUAAUGGAUAUUAUCAGGUAUUUGUGCAUAAUUAACAAAGAACACAUUGUGAAGUAUAAAUCAGGACUGGAGCACUAUGGUAUUAACGGAGACCUGAAGUAUAAAUCAGGACUGGAGCACUAUGGUAUUAACGGAGACCUGAAAGUGAUAAACUACUUCUAGAUCUUAACAAACAUUAAAUCUUGAUUUCUAUUUAUUUACUUAUGUGGAGGUAAUCUUCUUAAGUUGCAUUUUCGUGAUUUUCAAAUUUGUACACUUCUGAAUGUGUAAUAUAUGGUAUAUUGCAAUACCAUAUGCAAACAUAAUGGUUGAUUUGGUAAUAAAAUCUAUUUUGUCUAAAGGAAAAAA